Messenger RNA from Anastrepha ludens (Mexican fruit fly), 3760 nucleotides. It is a transcript of the gene CycY, whose product is annotated as cyclin-Y. Gene Ontology annotation, molecular function: protein kinase binding; cyclin-dependent protein serine/threonine kinase activator activity. Gene Ontology annotation, cellular component: plasma membrane. Bases 1081 to 2202 code for a protein of 373 amino acids. The transcript has 3 exons. The record is from RefSeq and is a predicted model, not a curated record. Lineage: Eukaryota; Metazoa; Arthropoda; Insecta; Diptera; Tephritidae. Gene Ontology annotation, biological process: regulation of cyclin-dependent protein serine/threonine kinase activity; regulation of canonical Wnt signaling pathway.
GGAAAAAAUAAACUAUUGUGAGAUUUAAAUUAUUCAGAAAAGCAUGUUAUAUAAUAAAAAACUCACCACAAUUUGUAAUUGUAUAAAAAUUCUUUCUGCAAAUUUACGAACAGUAUAUUGCAACCAUGGAGUUGCGCACGCACACACAUACUUUUAAGCCGAUAAACGAAGUACCGAAAAAAUCACAAAAACCGCAAAAGUUGGGCGAAAAAUAAAGAUUUCUACCUUCUCUUGUCGGUAAAUUCAUUUUUGUGCGGUUCUACAUGUGAAGUGCAAUAUAAAGCUAUAGUGGGAAUAAUUAAACGGUGGAAAAUGUAAAAGUACCAGAAAGAAAGUGUAUUUUAGAAGACAAGCUGCACCUCGAGAUCCAGCAACAACAAAUACUUCGGAAGCAGCAGAGCCACACCAAACGCCUUCACAAGGUGUCAGACGGGCUAAAGUGGCAUAGGCAGCGAAAUAAUUCAACAACUCCAACUUCUGAAUGAAAAUUUAACCGUUUCAGAAUCGGCAAUUGCGGAAAAGGACUCCACGAAUUAUUUGUAAAUAUGUUCCACUGUGAACUGGAUAAAAGUGCCAAAUAUUUAAAAAUUAAAUGCGUUGCUGUGUAGAAAUCCCUACAAAUAUUUCAAAGUUUAUUCUGGGCAGCCAAACUGUGGGAAAACUCGACUCAUAAAUGAGCGCGCAUAGAUGAAUUGACUUGAUUUUAAUCAGCAACUGAGCUACCGACAUACACAGAUGUAUGUGAAAUAUUUUUUUUUACGAAAUUCCAAAUUUUAAAAAUAUAAUAAAUUUAAUUAAAAAUCACGGAACCACUCCCAACUAGUCAAACAAAAAAAAAAAGAGAAAAAAAAAAUUAUAAGACAGCAGCAAUUUAGGAUUAAAAAGCAAAAGCCCAUUAAUAAAGCCAAGUGAACAAAACAGUUGCAUUUACGUCAAGCUCCAUCGUUUACGCAAAUUUUAACUCGAUUCGCCUUUCCUCGCAUUAGAAAGAUCUCUACCAAUCUUCGAUAUCAUCCACUAUUCAUCCUGCUUCAUUCGUUUCCAUAGUUCCCAAUUGCUGGCAUAUAGAAUCGUGCGAAAAUGGGCAACAAAAACUCCUGCUGUGCUUAUUCGAGCCCCCAAUCCGAACACAAAUCUAAAGAUAUACCACCCGUCUACGAGGAGCGUCACCAUGUGCAUAGCAGCCACCAUAUCUCAUCAUCGCAACACCAGUUAGAUGGUCAUAUUUCUGCUUCCACGGCGGCUAUACAUCACAGUGCUGGUACACUGGACAAUCCGCACAAUUUGCAGCAUAUUUCGGAACGCGAAGCGCUCGAAGGUGAGGAUGAUCCCUCCGUCGAUCCGACCGCUGCCACCAUGUUUCUUGAGCGUUCGAAAGUGGAAAACGGUGGCAUUUCACGCAAGCGUUCACAACAUCAAAUCGCCCAACAGGCGGCGAAUUCAACUGGCGGUGGGCUGAAGAAGAGUUCAUCGUGCUCCACCAUCUAUUUGGAUGACAGUACUGUAUCGCAACCAAAUCUCAAAAAUACAGUGAAGUGUGUGUCACUCGCUAUUUACUAUCACAUUAAGAAUCGACAAUCAGAUCGUCGGCUGGACAUUUUCGAUGAAAAGUUGCAUCCACUAACGCACGAUUCCGUGCCCGAUGACUAUGAUUCGCAUAAUCCAGAGCACAGACAGAUCUACAAAUUCGUACGCACUCUAUUCAAUGCGGCUCAACUGACUGCUGAAUGUGCCAUUAUAACGCUAGUCUAUCUCGAGCGUUUGCUUACUUACGCAGAAUUGGAUUUGGCACCUUGCAACUGGAAACGUAUGGUACUGGGUGCCAUACUGCUCGCCUCCAAGGUAUGGGACGAUCAAGCCGUCUGGAAUGUGGAUUAUUGUCAAAUAUUAAAAGACAUCACUGUGGAGGAUAUGAACGAACUAGAACGUCAAUUCCUUGAAUUGCUACAAUUCAAUAUCAAUGUACCCUCAUCCGUCUACGCCAAAUAUUACUUUGACUUACGCACGCUCGCCGAGGCGAACGAUUUGUCCUUCCCAACGGAACCACUCUCCAAGGAGCGCGCCCAGAAGUUGGAGGCAAUGUCGCGUGUAAUGCAGGACAAAGUGACUGCCGAAGCUUUGAAGAAUGGCAUGAAGAAGUGGUCCUCAAUGGACAACAUUAGCCAAGGCGGUCCGCGACGUUCUGUGGCUAUACUUUCGUGAUUUUCAUUAGUUUAUUAGAGCACAUGCGUGAAAAAUUAGAAAUUUUGAUUAUCGAAUAAUUAAUUAUACGCACACCUUAAUGAACAUUCACAUUUCUACAUACGCAUGGGAAACGCCAAUACAUUAUUUUUCGUAAAAAAAAAUAUAUAUACGAGCACGUUUGUAAAAAGAUACGCGCCCCGUGUAAGCGAAGCAGUGCUUUAGUAGUAUAGAGACUACCCGCUCGCUUACGGUAGAAUGAGUGCAAUUUUACAACAUCUCUCACGCAUCAUUCAUACAUGGAAAAUGUAAUUUAUGUAUGUCAUACUUCCCAUUAGAAUGCAAUCAGCGGCAAAAUGCGCGCAACAUUUCCGUUUAUCUAGUGAUUGUUUUAUGCUUCGCUGUUCGUCUAACAACUUUAUUUAAAAUAAUAUAAUAUCCAAUCAAUCACAUACAAAACUUUUGACUGAAAAUAUCAAAAAAUUAAGCCAAUGAUUUUGGCUUGACGGUGAUGAGUCUUAUCUGAUCUGUUGCUGCAAAUUUUUGUAGCUGGUUGCAUUUAGCUAAAAAUUAAAGGAAUUAUCCUUUUUAAUGAGAUUGAUUUUCAAAACCUAGUUUAAGAGUCGUAAGAAGGCCUAUGAAAUUGAACGCCUAUGAUAUUCGAAACCUUAGAAAGUAAGUGGUUUUGUGAACAGGGUGCGCGUACGAAAUGUUGAUGUGGCUAUAAAUAAAAAGCUUUAUUUUAGCUGAAAAUAUCAAAUAUGGCUUGGAUUACCGUCACGCAAUCCGUUGAUUUACGAGUGCACGUUGACACAUCUCCAAUAGUAGCCAUAGCCCUAUAGUAGCCAUUUUCAAGAAAUUAUAUAUUUGUGAAGCUCGAAUUGUGCAAACUUAAGCGCUAAAGACCAUUUUAAGUAGCUUUUAAAUAGAUGUUUACCCGUCAUGUAAAAAGAGAGAAGACAUAUGCGAACAAAGAGGUGCAAAAAUUAGUAGAAUAUUUGGAUUUUAAAAAGAAAAUAUCAGUGGCCAAAAAACCGUUAAUAAACAUGAAAUAGGAUAUGGUAUGAAUGAACUGUAUGCUUUAAAAAGCUUAAUAAGACUCCAAAGUAUGCAAAUAUUUUUAAUACUAAGUAAAAUUUACGAAAACAAUUUUCAACGCAAUGGAUUAAUUUUUUUUUUAUUUUAAUCUAGAAUACUUUUCUGUGCUAUUGAAAAUAAGCUGUAGUGGGUUAGGCGUGUAAAAUGGACUAAGGAAUUGCGUUAAGCUCUUUUUCUAUUAUUACUUUUUUUAUAUCAAAGCCAAAACUUGAAUUUCUUUGACUUAGACUAAUUUAAGUCAUCACCUUUCGCUGCUAUACUACUUAAAAUAAAAAAGAAGUGUAUAUUUUUUGUAUAAAAAUAAUUUUGUGAUCAUAAUAUUUUUUACAGCAGUUUUCACAUAAAAUAGUCUUUUGAAAAUUGAGUUUUCGACAUCGUACAUAUUUGAAUAUUUCUAGUAACUAAAAACGAAUUAUUUGCUUUAGGUGAGCAUAAAUAUAUUAGGCUUAGUUUAAUACUAAAAUUGAAAAGUAACGAACAA